Messenger RNA from Notolabrus celidotus (New Zealand spotty), 3821 nucleotides. It is a transcript of the gene b4galt4, whose product is annotated as UDP-Gal:betaGlcNAc beta 1,4- galactosyltransferase, polypeptide 4. NCBI's taxonomy places the organism in Eukaryota, Metazoa, Chordata, Actinopteri, Labriformes, Labridae. The transcript is spliced from 7 exons. Bases 369 to 1409 code for a protein of 346 amino acids. Gene Ontology annotation, molecular function: glycosyltransferase activity. The record is from RefSeq and is a predicted model, not a curated record. Gene Ontology annotation, biological process: carbohydrate metabolic process.
UUUUAUUCUGACAUGCAUCCACCAGAAGUGCUGUGUGUUUGUGUUACCUUGACUCGCCUGCUUCGUUUUAUUGAUGCCUUCGGAUACCAUUAGAUAAUUUAAAGUCAAGCAGCUGUUUGGGAGCUGAGGAUGUUUGCCACACUUCUGGAAGCGAUGGAUUUUCACCAAUAACUUUUCAUAUUAAACAGUGAUUCAUUCACUGUGUCUUCACCACCAUGUUUCCUGGCGAUGGGAUGAGUGAUCAGUGAAACUAUGGCUGUCCGUAUUUUGUCUGAAAUGUCCUGCAAGGAAGAAACGUUGUGAACUUUCAACCAACAGCAUCUUCAGUUACCACUUUCCUUGUUCCAAACCAGCGCCACCACACAGUCAUGGGCUUCUGCUCUCCUGUGUGCAAGAUCUUUCGGAGGGGAAAGUAUUUUGUACUGAUCUUUGUCUCACUCUCAGUGCUGGCAUGGAUUGCAACGUUUUCUGGGGACACGUUAAAAUUUGGUCAGUACACCUCGGCCACUAAACAAACUUCUAUCCAAGGAAACAGCCUGAGGGAUAAACUUCAGUCUUUAACAGCAGCACCUCAGAACUUAAACACUCCAACACCCAAAGUGAAAUGCCCUGAGGAGUCGCCAUUGCUACAGGGAGCGGUGAAGCUGUCCUUUGAGUCCUCCCUGAAACUGGAAGAUGUGCAGAGUGACAACAAAAGAGUGACAGAGGGCGAAUACGAGCCUGCAGACUGCACAGCCAGGCAGAGUGUAGCGAUCCUUAUCCCUCACCGCAGCAGAGAGAAACACCUCCUCUACCUCCUGCACCACCUGCACCCAUUCCUGCAGAGGCAGCAGCUACAUUACGCCAUUUAUGUCAUCCAGCAAGCUGGUGAUGCAACUUUUAACCGUGCCAAGUUACUAAAUGUUGGGUAUUUGGAGGCACUGAAGGAUUACAGUUGGGACUGCUUCGUCUUUCACGAUGUGGACCUCGUUCCUGAAAAUGAUCACAAUCUCUACGUCUGUGACAACCAACCCAAACACCUGGUGGUUGGUCGAAACGCAACAGGAUACAAGCUGCGAUACAAAGGCUACUUCGGAGGAGUCACAGCCAUGACCAAAGAGCAGUUUCUUCAAGUGAAUGGAUUCUCUAACAUUUACUGGGGUUGGGGUGGAGAGGAUGACGACCUUCGCAUUAGGGUGGAGCUGCAGAAGAUGAAGAUUGUACGGCCGCCUGCUGAUGUAGCGCGCUACACCAUGGUGUUUCACAAAAGGGACAGUGGCAAUCAAAUAAACAAAGACAGGAUGAGGUUGUUGGGACGAACAUCGCAGGUCUGGAGAAAGGAUGGACUCAACAGCUGCUCCUAUAAGACUCUAUCAGUAGAGAGGCCGCCUCUUUAUGUGAAUGUAACUGUGGACAUCGGCAAACCAUAGAGUUGAGAUUUUAAAAAGUAAGCCAAGCUGUGACCAAAAAAUAUUUUGAUAUAUUUUCUAUAGUAUGUUUGGGAAACCGAGUGAAGAAAAGCUACUACAUGUGUACAAGACACCAUGCUAAGCACACAAAAUGCACAUUGGCUCUGUUACUUUAUUCAAAUUCAGCUCAGCUGGCACGACAGUUUUGCACAUUUUGUCUGCAUAUCAUGUUGCCUUCGUUUCUUUAUAUUGUUGCCAGGCUGCUAAAAACACAUCAUUUUGAAAGCAAUGCAUGGUGAGUCAAUGAAGCAGCUGACUUACAAAUAUUCCUUAUACUUAAAAGUGUGUUGGUUUAACAUCCAGCUGUUACAUUUCAUGUUAUUUUAACAUAUGCCUUAUUAUUUGCCAGAAUUACACAAGACAGCUUCAAAAAAGCAGAUUCUUGUGGAAAUGUGUAUUUUGUGUGCUUCAUGCUGUGGGUGCAAUGACCACAGACACAGGUGUUGCCACUUAUUUAGCCUGAAUAGACCUCAGGUCUGCAGGAGCUAGAGGCUGAGAUCAGUUGAUUGAUAACUACUCACACUCCUAUUACAUUAGUUGUUCCUGUCAGGGCAGGACCUUUAGUAAAUAGUAUUAAGUUUGAUCUUAGAAGCCUGAUAAGCUGGAUAACGGAGACCAAUUGUGUGUGUGUGAGGCCUUUACAUUUAAAUAACUGAUGCCUGGACUCUCGCAACAUGAUGACUGACUGAUAUCUUAAUAGAGUUGUUUUAUUGACUGUAAUAAAGAUGAUGAUAAUCUGUAGACAAUGCACAUUCAGAUUUAGCACGGAUUGAAUCAAUCAAUAACAAUAAUGUGCUUUUAAACUGCAUUUAUUGACAGAGUGUGGAUUAGCCAUUUGCUUUUAUAUUCCUUUUUUAAAUAAUGUAAUACCUCCAAUAGCCAACUAUCAAAACCUUUAAAAAACAAUUGUUUACUUUUUUACACAGCUGAUUUAACUGGGUCUCAGAAACUGGGUGUUUCUGAGACUUGGAUCAAAAACCAUCUCUGUCAACAUGAAAAUGAAUUAGUAAUUGAUCUGAAUUAAUUUACAAAUGUGAAACAAUAAUUUUUUUCUAAUUGAGCACACUUAAGUUGUUUGUUUUUUCAGGUUAUCUGCAUCUCCUCUUCCGAUGUUUUAUCGUUCAUUUGGCAUAAACGUGAACAAAACAACUACAGACUUUUAGCUGAUGGUACAAAUGAUCGGCUGGUUUGUUUACUGAGGACAACACAAACAUAUUAAGGAAAUCAUAGUAUUCUUAUCAAUGCUAGAUAAAUGAUGGCUUCCCUGUAAUAUUUCUGCUCUGUAUCAUACAGGGAGUGAAUGGAACGAAUGAGCAUUGUAGCUAGCUGAAUAAUACAGAUAAAGUGUCUUGUGAUUUUUGCUUGACUGAUGUUCCUUUUCACAGCAGACAGUGGUCCAAACCCUGUUUACACUUCUAAACAAGUGUAAACAGGGUCAGGCUUUCAUAUGCACCUUAAAUUGUCUCACUUAAAUGCAAUAUGACCUUGUUGAUCUUACACAAUCUCCAUCUUAAAGUUAGACCUGUAGAUUUCCUGUUAUACAUCAAAAUGUCUGCUGUGAGAAAAGCUUACAAGAAGGUUAAGAUUUGAUCCUUUUACUGCUUUCGGCACUUUAAACCACCGGCUUCUCUUAAAAGAAAUGCUUGUGAUUCCUUGGGCCAAUUUUAUUUUACUUUUAAUAAGAACUUUAAAAGAACUCCAGUUUAACAAUGUUAUUAGUUUUGUGAGCCAUUAUAAUAAUAAUAAUAAGUGAUCUCUUAAGCUGCAUGUUUUUAAGCCUUACAUUGUUGACAUUAAAGAAGGGAUUUUUAUUUAUUACUUUUAUACCUUUAAAAUGUUAAUUUCAGUCUUUAAGACCAAACGGUACGGUAUUUCUGUACUAUUAUCAAAUAAGGACUCGGAGCAGAGAUCUCUGCAUACUCAUGCUUUAAUCAUUGCAUGCUUCUUAGAAAUUUUUUUAUGCUACGUUCAUAUCGACUUUUUUUAAUACUAUUUAUAGUGUGAAGGUAGAAUAGCUGCUGGUAUGUGACAAAUACAACAUAUAUGUUACCUUUAUUUAUUUGACAGGCCAAUCCUGCAACUUUCAAGGCAAUAUUUCUAACUACAAGAAACAACAUUGAUUACUUCUCUUUAGCUGCAUCUCAUUUAACUGACCUAACUGUUUGAGCUUCAUGACAGAUUGCAGAUUUCUGAAGAUGUUCAGUUCGAUUGCCAAAAUUAGAGCAAUCAGCUGUUGCUGUUAAAAACUCUGGAAUUAGAGUUUGUGCUAAAAUACAUUAAAAAGAGUUUUUUUGAUUGUUACUGGCCUGAAGUUCCUUCCAUGUCAUGGCCCGGUCUCCACUCCUGAAUAAAUGUUCCAUUUUUUUUUGUACA